Nilaparvata lugens (brown planthopper) is the source of this 2824-nucleotide messenger RNA. Its product is annotated as mitogen-activated protein kinase kinase kinase 12-like. The record is from RefSeq and is a predicted model, not a curated record. Gene Ontology annotation, molecular function: JUN kinase kinase kinase activity; ATP binding. NCBI's taxonomy places the organism in Eukaryota, Metazoa, Arthropoda, Insecta, Hemiptera, Delphacidae. Gene Ontology annotation, biological process: protein phosphorylation.
UUAUUGGGAGUACGUAGAGCCUUGCCGAGUGAACAUUGAGACGCAGACUGAACCAAUGGACAUCAGUCCAAGUCCUGAACCGAGCCCACGUAUCGUUAGUCCCACUGACAGCAUGAAUGGCAACCUACAGUUUACUCAUACUGACGAAAGCUGUUACACAGAAGAGAGAAACGGGAACGAGAGGCUGAGCGAUGACGACAUCUUGGAGAGUCUCGGCCGCAAAGUGAGCGAGAUUUUGAACAACGGCAACGGAGCCAGGCUGGCUGAGGACAGCUCCGACCGAGAAGAUGACGAUUUGCCACGGCUUGGCUCUUACAGCUAUGCGCUCAAACGAAAGAGCAUCGGACGCAGGCCGAUCGGGCCAGGCUGUAGAGCGCGACGCGCGAAGCUGGUGAUGCCUAUCCAGAUGUCGGACGAGGAGAACACAUCUGAGAGGAGUCGCGCAGCCUCCAGUCGGUCCUCUACCUUGGAGAGUCUGCCAGCUGUCAAGAGACCGGCCAGUUGCAUCACGUCGGAGUCUUCAUCGGAAUCUGAAGAUGCCAGUGAGGCUACUGUAGCAUCACAGCUUUAUCAACUAAAAAUCAAUGACUCCGAAACUAUUGCAUAGUCGUCACCUCUCAACAUUCCGCCAUUUUAUUUGAGUGUGAGCGAGAACGAAAGAUGAAUGAAAAGAGUGCGUGAAUGGAAGAGAACUACGUUAGAAAAAUCAUUAUUAAUUUUUCCAUCGUUGUUUCUGUACUAAAUUUUCAAGUAAAAAUGAAAAUAUUCUUAAUUAAGUUAGGCUAGAUUUUAUUGACAACUACAGUUAAUUCGUCCAAGAUUGGAUCAAUGCAUGCAUGUUCAACGAAUGUUUUUUCGUAUGUAAGUUGUAAAUUUAUGUUCUCAUUGUUACUAGUGAUAAGUAUUUUUUAACAGACUGUUUAAUUGAAACUGAAUGAACGAAACCAUGACAUUAUUCUACUAUUAGCUUAGUUCAGCGGAAAAUAUUUUUUAGAAAAUCGUCGUACUUAGAUUGUUGAGUACAGUACGGUACUUACAAAAAUAGAUUAAUAGAUCGUUACUAGUGAUACUGUACUCUUGUUAUGUCCAUUGAAAGUGUCUUCUAUUCUUAUGCUGAUUAAGUUUAGAAACUCGUGUAUGAUGUAAAGUUGGGUGAAUUGAUAAGUAUCCAUAAAAUUUACAAGCAAUAAUUAUGAUAUAAGAAACUCUUAACAUUAACCUGUAUUCAAGUAGACGGGUGCAAUAAAUACAGGCAUGCCUAACAUAUUUGAUAAAUUAAAGUUAAAGAUCUAAAUUUGAUUUUUAAUAUUUCUAAUUUUGACACUCAUAUAUUUUCAAUUGAUAAACUAUUCAUAAUUCACUAAUCAUCGAUUGAUUUUAAAAAUUAUUGAUUAAAACAUACUAAUAUGUAAAAAUACCUACCAAUUUAAAAUUAAUUUAUAAACGUUUUAUUCUUUAACUUAUGACGGAAUUAAUACAUUUCUAAUUAUUCUAAUGUGCUCAGGGAUUUCUAAAGCAAUCAUAGUAACUGAUAGGAAUAACUUUGAACUGCCAAUUAUUUUAUAAAUAAUAUUAACUAACGCGUUCCUCCACUGUUGAAAUUUUAUGUAGUUAUACGAGUAAUACAAAACAAUAAAGUUAAAAUUGAACGAUUAUGAAUAUUUUUGUUGUUAAAAUGGUUCAUUCUCAUAUUUGACUCUCAGGAAUAAUAUUAUUAUGGAUGCUUAUUGAUUGCUCAACUAUUAUAAUGUAUUAUUAUCUAAUAAAAAAUUGAAAUAUAUUUGGCUGGUUGCACAAACAUCAGUCAAUUUUUGAUAGACGGUCAUCCGUUACAAAUUGAUUAGAGAUCAACCUUGGUUGGCGUUUAUACAUCCGUCAAUUUGUAUUUUUAUCCAGAAAUCGUGAGAGAAAUGGGAUUAUUUCUAAGUGUGUACAUGUCGAGUAUUUGUUGCAAGUUGGUAGUAAACGCAAUAAUGUGAACUUGUACACCAUUUGUAUUAUUAUUAUUUUUGUUUUUUACAAAACGUAAGAACCUAUCUAUUUUUAAGAGAUAAAUUGCAGAUUGAUUUAAGGUUUCUGAUUGCGAGGAACGGAACAAAUACUAAGGAACUCAUACUGAGUUGAAAACAGAGAUUUGGAAUUUAACCAUUUUUGUAGUUGAUAUUUUUUCAAAAAUAGUCUAUUAUUUUUGUCAACUGACUGAUGUGUUGAAGCAAACUAUUUUGUAUAACUGUAGUUGAAACUAUACAGGAUAGUUUCUAUUGAAACUAUACUGACUUCAUUAGAAAGAACGGUUGUAUCUUAAUGAAAAUUUGUUGAAAAUACUCAACAACGUUGAUAGAAUUGAACAAAUUGAACUGCUGGUUUUUCAUAGAAGAUAUUAUAUACAUCACAAAUCCAAGAAAUUAAGAUUUUUAGAAGUCUAAUUACUGGUUGCACUAGCAACCAUUUAGGCCUACGUAUAUAUUUUUAAAAUUAUACUGCAGAGCAUAUUUCGAGAUGUUUCUUUGAAAUACUGAAAUCUGGAAUUUCUUUGUGAUCAUCCUACAAAUUUCGUCCAAGUUCUAUUAUCAGCAAGUUAUUUUUUGUUCUAUCAAAACCGGUACUGAGCAGCUUUAAAAAGCGACACGUAUCCAAUUAUUUUGGCUUGCAGCUUAUACAAAAUUGUGUAUUUGAAUUUUCAAAUAGGCUACCUAGAUGUUAGACCUGUCAUUCAAAAAUCAAAGAAUUGUUAAUAAUUAUAAUGAAUCAAUAACCUUGUUCCAAAUGUACAAAUCUGAGAAAUGAUUUUUAUAAGUAAUAAAGAUGAAAUUGUCAAAUCAAA